ACUUGUAUUUAGACUUGUAACGAACUUCCUGGUUGGUAAACAAAGUAUUAGACAAGGUGCUUGCCGCUGUACACGACUAGAUAUGGGAUUUUACCGGUCUCUACUGGUCAUCUGGUCAGUAAUAGCAACAUUGACGGUGGUUAACGCAUCAGUAAACAUCGCCUCUGGUAAAGCCACUAACCAAAGUUCUGUCCUCAAUAACUGGGAUAGCUCUAAAGCCGUAGACGGAUGUGUCCAGACAUCUAUAAUCUCCGACUGCUGUACACACACGGCGGUAGGUCAGACCGAGGCUUGGUGGCAGGUAGAUCUACAGACACAGUCCGUCAUAGACACCGUGACUAUUACAUACAUAGAUCAGAACACACUAAACAGACUCGCCGGAUACGAGAUAUACCUGUCUAAUACACAAGACUGGACAUCAGGAACAAGGUGUCACAAGGACACCACUGCUGACUUGGGGUCCAUGUCUGCGAUACAGAACGUCCAAUGUCCAGGUGUCGCCCGGUAUCUGACCAUCUACAAUGACCGUCGAGUAAAAGCAAAAGUGUGGUACUCGAAUAAUGCUAUACUGGAACUGUGUGAGGUACAAGUUUAUGGUUGUCCAGUUGCGAAGUAUGGAAAUGGAAAUUGCAAUAACGACUGCAUGAACUGCAUAAAUAACACGUGUGACGCAACAUCUGGUACAUGUGACGAAUGCGCAGCUGGAUAUUAUAAAGUAAGUGGAACUUGCAGUCAAUGUCCGGUUAAUUGCGCGGAAACUCAAUGUGACAGUACAAAUGGAGCUUGUUCAGACGGCUGCUCACCCGGAUUUUUAGGCCUAUUCUGUAGAUGUCCAGCGAACUGUAGGGACACUAGCUGCCCUACCAGCCAAUGUACCGACUGUAAUGAUGGAUACUAUGGACCAGCCUGUACACCAUGUCCUGUUGGCUGUAGCAGUGGCACAUGCGACAAAACGUCCGGACAUUGUAACCUAUGCAAUGUUGGAUUUUACGGUAGUUUCUGUAACCAGUCAUGCCCCGCUUACUGCAAAAACAGCGUUUGUAACAAGGACAGCGGUCAGUGUACAGACUGUGAGGAUGGAUACUUUGGACCGUUUUGUGAUGCCUGCACUACUGGUUGCAUGGAUCUUGUCUGUGAAAAAAUAUCCGGAAAUUGUAGUAAGUGCAUCGAUGGAUACCAUGGUAGUACCUGCGAUCAGACGUGCUCUACCAAUUGCAAUAACAACUUAUGUAUCAAAGACAACGGAUUUUGUACAGAAUGUGUUCCCGGGUUAUAUGGAAGCACCUGUGACCAGACGUGUUCCGAUAACUGUAAAGACAACUUGUGUAUCCAAGGCAACGGGUUAUGUACACGAUGUAAACAGGGAUUUCACGGAGGCACGUGUCAACACAUGUGUCCCAUUACUUGUAAGGACAACACAUGCAAUCAGCUCAGUGGACAAUGUGAAGAAUGCGCUGUCGGAUAUCAUGGCAUUAAGUGUGAUGAGAAUUGCCCGUCCAACUGCAAGGAUAAAUUUUGUAACCAGAUUAAUGGUCGGUGUAUAGGAUGUGCAGCAGAAUACCAUGGAAACAAUUGUUCUUUGAGUUGCCCGGACAAUUGCAAGAAUCACAUUUGCAUGCAAGAGAAUGGUCAAUGCAUAGAGUGUGUCUCUGGUUUCCAUGGUAGCAAAUGUGUAGACAGAUGUGGCUACUGUCAAGAUGGGAGAUGUGACAAAAACACCGGGAAUUGUAUGUCAUCAUGUAUAGAUGGGCUGACAGGGGAUAGGUGUGACGUCAAAGUUGUAGUCGUCAAUGUGCCUAGUAAGGGAGAUGACUUCAAACCAGCAGCAAUCGGGAUAGGUAGUGGCUGUGGAGUUGUUAUCGUUGCUCUGGUCAUCGUGAUAAUUGUACAGGCAAGAAGACGACACUCGGAACGUCAGCAGGACCCAACGAGGUCUACCACUAUGGCAGAUAUAUCUCUACCAAGUAUUCGACAAGAGCUACAGGCAGAAACAGACGGUACUUACAACAUUAUAGAUGCCCAGAAGAGAGACGAGAGCACAACGAAUGAAUAUCCGACUGAUGACAAGUAUGAGCGUCUUGGACGAAGGGAAAGGGAAGUUCCACACAUAUACGAGACUUAGUGAUUGCGUACGUACAUAUACGAUCGCAAUAAUGUAUCAACAUCGACAUCGGACAACAGUAAUAUUGUUUAAAAUGUGCAGUUACAUUUAACUUUCAUCUGGCUCGUUGUGAAGGUGUCAGCUGGAUUUUCCUCUGCUACUUUUGAUGAUCUCGGAUAGUCUUUUUGUGAUAGCUUUCAUAACAGCAAGACACAGAAAUGUAUUCAAUGUGGAGUUUUGAAUCGUAGAUGUUUCUAAUUAAUGUUGCCAUGAAGUCUACGAUAUUAUAUAAUAUGUAUUAAAUUGUUAUUUUAACUAAUUUCUCAUGCUUCGUGCAAUGAAGCACAAUAUCAACUUCUAACACCUUUCGGGAAAGCAUUAAAUGGUUGUACAAAAUACCCUUUUAUAUAUUCUCACCCGAUCAGAGUCACACCAAACAUGUACACGAAAACGUUUCCCAGAAAAUAAUCAAAUACACUUGCAUUUCGUGAAUUUUGGCAUUUUUGCUUACAUAUGUACAUGCAAACGACUGACUGUACAUAGAUAGCAGGUCAAAACUGAGAGUUUGAAGUGUAAUAUUAAUGAAAAUAUACAUGUUGUUACCACACAUGUACAUGUGAUUUGUUUUCGAUCUCACCAACGUAAAAAAAUGUAGUUCCAAAUGAAAUACUGCACUUUCUUAAACAGUUUAUAUCGAGUGAAGUAAAAUGAAUUAAUUAGCUUUAUAUAUGCACUUAUAGUCACAUGAAUCCCCUUUAUAUAUUUGUAUAUACCUUAUUCAUAACUGUAUUGAGAAUCAUUAUUUUGAUUUAUAGGUAUGCAUAUUGACGACGUCAUACAUUAUGACUUGUGUGACGACGUCAAUAUGCAUUUGUCUUAAUCAUUUUGUUUUCAGCAUUGUUUAAAAAUCCCCUAUUCUUUUAAUAAGCAAUUAAGGAAAAAGGUUUUAAGCUGUUUUUUCAUGUGCGUUCAUAUUAGCACAGCUUUUGUUUAUAUUUUGCUUGAACUAAAUACGCGACUGAUACAUUAAUUAUAAAAAUCAUCGUACAUGUGAUGUAUUUCAGAAUGCACUUGUUUCUUAAUGUUCUUUUUCCACGAUGUGAAUAACUCAAAUAAAGAGAGUUGCGCUACUUCAUUUGCAUAUAAAAAAUCUACACCAAAUAUUUGUUUUAUG
Mizuhopecten yessoensis (Yesso scallop) is the source of this 3275-nucleotide messenger RNA. Its product is annotated as multiple epidermal growth factor-like domains protein 10. The transcript is spliced from 17 exons. The coding region runs from base 83 to 2122 and encodes 679 amino acids. Gene Ontology annotation, molecular function: scavenger receptor activity. Lineage: Eukaryota; Metazoa; Mollusca; Bivalvia; Pectinida; Pectinidae. The record is from RefSeq and is a predicted model, not a curated record.